Messenger RNA from Tympanuchus pallidicinctus (lesser prairie-chicken), 11060 nucleotides. RefSeq names its product cell migration inducing hyaluronidase 1 (gene CEMIP). NCBI's taxonomy places the organism in Eukaryota, Metazoa, Chordata, Aves, Galliformes, Phasianidae. Bases 3582 to 7664 code for a protein of 1360 amino acids. The transcript is spliced from 29 exons. The record is from RefSeq and is a predicted model, not a curated record.
UGGUAGGUACUCACAGAGGUGUUUUUUGAUCCUGUGUCUUGCACCACUGAGUGAGGUGGGGCUGCUCUGGUUUACAGGCCCCGGAGCUUGUCUGAGCCAUGGCCCAGGUUAAUAGGUUGUCCAGAAAGGUGGUGGGUGCCCCAUCCGUGCAGACACUGCACGUCAGGCUUGUCGGGGCUCUGAGCACCUGAUCAGCUGUAGGCGUCCCUGUUCAGUUCAGGGGAGUUGGACCAGAUGGCCUUGAAGGGUCCCUUCCACCUCAAAUGAUUCUGAUUGUCUGGCUGGGGCUGAAGGUACUCCAGCGGUGAGAUAUUAGGAGGGCAUUGUGCAGUUGGUCAGUUGUGAGCUGUGUUUGUGCUGUCUGCGAGUGUUAAAAGCCACGUUGUGGUGACAUCUCCAGCCCAGUGUGGCUGCCAGGCCCACAGCAGCCUUAGUGCAUUCCUGAUGCACGUUUGGAGUGUGCUGCUCCCAGCACCUGGGGUGCAGCUAGGCUAGCACUUCCUGCUUCCUUGUUGAAGUGAAGGAUCUGGGGGUGCUGGUUUACAGCCAGCUUAACAUGAGCCACCAUUGAGCCCAGGUAGCCAAGAAAGCCAAUGGCUUCUAACAGAAAUAGUGCAGCCAGCAAGAGCAGGGAGCAGUGUCUGGAGCAUGUCCUGUGGGCACUGGUUGAGGGAACAGGGAUGGUUCAGUCUGGAGAAGAGGAGGUGCAGAGGAGACCUUAUCGCUCCCUACACACCCUGGAAGGAGGUUGUGGUGAGGCAGAGGUCAGCCUCUGCUCCCAGUAACAGCGAUAGGAUGAGAGGGAGUGGCCUCAUGUUGGAUCAGGGGAGGUUUAGGUUGGAUAUUAGGGAAAAUCUUGUCUCCAAAAGAGGGGUGAUGCACAGAUGCACAGGGAGUGGUGGGGUCACCAUCCCUGGAGGUGCUCGAGAACCGUGGGGAUGUGGCACUGAGGAUGUGGUCAGUGGGCACGGUGGGCUGGGCUGGGGUUGGAACUUAAGCUCUUUUUCAGCCUUAAUGAUUCUAUGAAGUGCCCUGCUGGGUACCGGGGGCUGUCUGUGGAAAUGCUUUUGGAAAAUACAAAACUAAGGCAGAAAAAAAAAAAAAAAACAAACAAAAAAAAAAAACCACAGAGGAUGGCAGAUGUGCAACGAAGAAGAGGCGCAGGGAAAAACAUAUUGAAGAAACGUUGCUAAUGUAGUGAGGGGGACUGCAGGAGCUGCCUGAGUCACGGGGCCGCGGGGCUGAGCGGCGCCGCGGGGCCGGAGGACGGCGCUGCAGUGAGGGCUGUGCAAUGGCGCCCCCUACCGGCCGGCGGUGGAGCAGCGCGGGGCCGGCAGCGCUCGGGCGGCGGAGGGGGGAACGUGGGAGCGGGCGUUGCCGAGGGGACGCUGACUCCGCUUCUCCUUCCUUUCCCCGGGUGGCAAUAAGGAAACAGGAUAGCGGUCAGCCAGGGAGUGUGCCCGGGAAACACACUUUCGGGAGCCACCCUGUGAGAUCGGAUUGAUUUUUCUGUUUUCAGGGAAGAAGUACAGAAGGCGGUAGGCUGUCUUGGUUUCCCAUUGCAGGAAAAAGGAAAGGGCUUUAGCUAACAGGCACCAAUAUGCAGAAUGUGUGUGCUUUCCUGGAAGUGAGGUGGCACUCUUCAAAGAAAUGAGAUGAUCUGCCCAUGAUCUGCUCUAUAAUCUCCCUCCUCAGCCGGUGAAAGCUUAAUACAGCAGAAAACAGAUAGUUCACCUCCAAGGAGGAUUCUUUCUCUUGGAAAGGGCUCUCAGCAGUGCGUUUAUGUGGGUUUUGAGGCCGCAGGGGAAAUGGCUGUGAAGGAUUUGAACCCUGUCCAUAUCUAGGGUUCUUUUUCCAAAAAAGACCCAUAGGAACCAGAGUCACCUUUGGCUGUGCUAACAGCUUCAUAGGACCUGCAUGGAGCUGAGUGCCGACCAAAGUCUGCAUGACAUUUAUUUCUGCUAUCACUGGGUUGGUUGGGUUAAUCAUUGCCAUCUCUUAUUUAGGUUGCAAGUAAGUCCAUGGAAUCUUAGAGUAAAUAUUUUAAAUACAAAUCGAUGAGGCUUCAAGGGACCCGAGAAAUGUAAAAUGAAGGCUUGGGUUCCUUUCCACCUCCACUCCUAGAACCAUAGGGUUCAGGGUAAUUGGAGACGACACACUCCUGUUUGUCUCGUCCCGCCUGCAGCUCCCACCAGCAGAUGCACCUAUCUGCCAAAACCACAAACCCAGGCUGCUGUACCUCUUGUCCAUACAUGCUGCAUUCAGAUAAGAACGAGGCACAACAUUGACUAAUGCUGCUCCCUUUUUGGAAGGAAAAUGCCAAAAGCUGUUUGAGACAGAAUAGAAGUGCCAGCAUUGCGUGAUCAGUGAACAGCCAGCAGCAAAAAUGGCAGCUCAAGCCUCUCCCAGUGUGUUCCUCCAGGAUGGGAGCUGUGUUCACACCCACCAGCAUCCGGCAUACAGAGCAGGGUGUAGGGAAGCAGUUAUGUCUUCUGUUCUGCCCGCUGUUCCUAAUGUACCUACGGCCUCUUUGUGCCCUCUGUCAGAAGAAAUCAUCAGCUGGAGUAGAUUUCAGUGGUGACAGAUUGAAGCUGUUUGACCAGAUGAUGGCACACAACUGUCGCUGAGACGCGGCACCUGUGGCUUCGCAGCGCUUUGGUUUUGGCCAUAUGUGGGAGCACUGCUGCCUUCUGGCUUGGCCUUGUUGCUGGGUGUUGGGACGCAGAGCAGGGAUGAGGGAUGGGAAGGAGUGACUGAAGUAAGUGGUGUCCCCAGGAAGUUCUGUUCUGCUGUGUUUUACAGCCUAGGGAGGAGGUGAUAGGGGAAAAGGUGAUAUUCUGGUUUAUGGAAAAUAAACAUGGUGGUAGCACUGCCAUGUGCACCGAGGAGGAGGAGGUUGGGCAGGUGUCUGCAAGAGUGAGGAGCGUGGGCCAUGCUAGAGGGGUAAAUGCGUGUGGAUUUCUUUGAGGUACUUUCUGAAGGGAAUUCUCUGGCUCUGCAUUCAGGUUAUACUGGUGACAUGAGGCGAGGCGACAGACACUUCUCUGUUCAUCCACUGUCAUGGGGGAUGUUUGGGUUCUGAUGUUCCCCAUAGAAAGCUGUAGGACAGGGCACCCCAUGGGAGCACACACUGUGCCUGGGGACCCAAAACGAGCCCUGAACCCCACAGUGUAGCCGGGUCUUCUGAGUCCCCAGGGUACCCCCCCGGGAUGCUGGGCCAGCCCCAGCGGCUCGGAGCCUGGCAGGGGGGCUCUCCCCAGCCCCAGCAUCUGGACGCCGGCCGCGGAUGUCAGUCCGGGCUGGAGGGAUCGUUCCCGGCUGGGAGGAGCCAGCAGCAGCCGGAGCUGCUGUAAACAGUGCGGGCACCGCCGGCGGCUGGAAGAUGGAUAUAAAUAGGGAGGCAGAGGGGAGGCAGCCGGAGUGGAGGAGCGGGAGCUGCCUGCGCCUGCCUGCCCCUACCUCUGCCUCUGUCCUUGCCCAGCAGCCGUGUCUGGAGCUCCCGGGAGACGGCCGCCAAAGUUUGCGGCCCCGCGCUGCCGGCAUUGGGUAUCCAAGGUAUCUACCCAGAGAAAUCGUGAAGAAUGGCUCUACCUACCUCCAAGUAUCUGGCUGAAAGCCUUGUUUUUUUUCUUCUAGUAGCGUCUUCUGCAAGCACAGCAGAAGCAGCUGUGGCAUGUCCUGACAAGGAUCCUGAGCUAGAAAUCUGGAACCCAGGUCACAACGAAGAAAACCGCAUCGAAAUCCGCAAUGGCAGGAAGCUCCUCCUCUCAUCUUCAGCAACUGUCCACUCAAUCCACAUCAUGGAUGGAGGAAAACUGAUCAUUAAAGACGAUGCACAGCCUAUCAUUUUGCGUACUAGAUAUAUACUCAUUGAAAAUAAUGGAGAGUUACGGAUCGGCAGCGAGAUGUGCCCUUACCAAGGCAAUGUGGUUAUCAUCUUAUACGGGAGAGCGGAUGACGGCAGCGAGCCCAAUCCCUACUUUGGGCGGAAGUACAUUGGUGUGAGUGAGGGUGGCAUUCUUGAGAUCCAUGGCAAGAAAAAGCUGUCCUGGACUUUCUUAAACAAGACUCUUCAUCCUGGUGGCAUGGAAGAAGGCGGAUAUUACUUUGAAAGGAGCUGGGGCCAUCGGGGUGUCAUUGUCCAUGUGAUUGACCCAAAGAUGGGGGCCGUUGUCCAUUCAGACCGAUUUGAUACCUACCGAGCAAAAGAGGAAAGCAAACGUCUUGCCCAGUAUUUGGACAGAGUUGCGAAUGGCAUGAUCCUGUCAGUAGCAGUGAACGACGAGGGAUCCAGAAACUUGGACGACUCAGCCAGGAAAGCAAUGACCAAACUGGGCAGCAAGCAUUUCCUCCACCUUGGGUUUAGGCAUCCAUGGAGUUUUAUCACCAUUAAAGGAAAUCCCUCCUCUUCUGUUGAAGACCACAUUGAAUAUCAAGGUCAGAAAGGGUCAGCUGUGGCCAAAGUAUUCAAACUAUUCAAAGCUGAGAAUGGAGAACUCUUUAAUGUCUCUUCGACUAGUGAGUGGGUUCAAGAUGUAGAAUGGACAGAGUGGUUUGAGAAGCCCGAGAAAGCAAGAUCUAAAGACAUGGAGAAGCUUUCUGACUUCAAAGCUGCUCACCCUGAUAAAAUCUGUAGGCAGCCCAUUGACAUUCAGGCAGAGACCCUCGAUGGAACUAUUUUAACCACUGAGGUUUUCUACAAGAACGGCCACGACUAUCGGUUUCUUUGCCAUGGCAAGGACCAGACAGGUGAAGGUUGCCAGAACUACAGAGUGCGGUUCCUGUGUGGCAGCUCUGUGAAACCAAAGCUUACAGUAACCAUUGACACCAACGUGAACAGCACGGUGCUGAAUCUGGUGGAUGAUGUGAGCUCAUGGGAGCCUGGAGACAGGAUUGUGAUUGCAAGCACUGACUACUCCAUGUACCAGGCGGAGGAGUUCCAAGUACUGCCAUGCCCAUCUUGCAGACCCACCCAGGUCAAGGUUGCAGGGAAAGCAGCGUACCUCCACGUUGGCGAAGUCAUUGAUGGCGUCGACAUGCGGGCAGAAGUGGGGCUGCUGAGCAGGAACGUUGUGAUCAUGGGCGAGAUGGAGGGGCAGUGCUAUGAGUACAGCAGCAAGUUGUGCUCCUUCUUUGAUUUCGACACCUUUGGGGGACACAUCAAGAUUGGUCUUGAUUUUAAGGCUACCCAUCUUGAAGGUCUAGAGCUGAAAUAUAUGGGCCAGCAGACAAUGGGACAUUACCCAAUUCACUUCCACAUGGCUGGAGAUGUAGACGAGAAAGGAGGCUACAACCCUCCAACAUAUGUGAAGGAUGUCUCCAUCCACCAUACCUUCUCCCGCUGUGUCACAAUCCACGGAUCCAAUGGUUUGCUGGUGAAGGAUGUUGUGGGUUAUGAUGCACUGGGCCAUUGUUUCUUUACGGAGGAUGGACCAGAAGAGCGCAACACAUUUGAUCACUGCCUUGGACUGCUUGUUAAACCCAGCACUCUGCUCCCUUCCGACCGAGACAGCAGGAUGUGCAAACUGAUCACAGAGGGUGCUUACCCAGGGUACAUCCCUAAACCCAGGCAAGACUGUAGCGCUGUAUCCACCUUUUGGAUAGCCAACCCACACAACAACCUUAUAAACUGUGCAGCUGCGGGGUCUGAAGAAACAGGCUUUUGGUUUGUUCUGCACCACGUGCCAACGGGGCCCUCGGCGGGCAUGUAUUCCCCUGGCUACUCGGAGCACAUGCCGAUGGGGAGAUUUUCCAACAACCGCGCACAUUCCAACUACCGAGCUGGAAUGAUCAUCGAUAACGGUGUUAAAACCACUCCUGCCUCAGCCAAGGACAAAAGGCCCAUUCUGACACUGAUUUCUGGGAGAUACAGCCCACACAAAGACGCUGAUCCUUUGAAGCCCAGGGAACCUGCGAUAAUUGAACGCUUUAUUGCCUACAAGAACCAGGAUCACGGGGCCUGGCUGCGGGGCGGAGAUGUGUGGCUGGACAACUGCCAAUUUGCAGACAACGGCAUUGGGCUGACCCUGGCAAGCGGUGGGACCUUUCCCCACGAUGAUGGGUCUAAGCAAGAAAUCAAGAACAGCUUGUUUGUUGGUGAGAGUGGAAAUCUGGGCACCGAGACGAUGGACAAUGAGAUCUGGGGACCUGGCGGCUUGGAUCACAGGGGCAGGACCCUGCCCAUCGGCCCGAAUUUUCCCAUUCGAGGCAUUCAGUUCUACGAUGGCCCAAUCAAUGUCCAGAACUGCACCUUCCGCAAAUUUGCUGCCCUGGAUGGUAGGCACACGAGUGCCUUGGCCUUCAGGCUCAACAAUGCCUGGCAGAGCUGCCCAAACAACAACGUCACUGACAUUCAUUUUGAAGACGUCCCUAUUACCUCAAGGGUCUUCUUUGGAGAACCUGGACCCUGGUUCAAUGAUCUGGAUAUGGAUGGUGAUAAAACAUCUGUUUUUCAUGACGUAGAUGGUUCUGUGUCUGAAUAUCCAGGCUCUUACCUGAUAAAAGAAGAUAAUUGGUUAAUCAAACACCCAGACUGCAUUGAUGUGCCUGACUGGAGAGGUUCUAUCUGCAGUGGACACUAUGCACAGAUAUACAUCCAAGCCUACAAGCCAGCCAACCUCAAAAUGAAAAUAAUAAAAAAUGACUACCACAAUCACCCACUCUACUUGGAAGGGGCUUUGAGCAAAAGCACUCAUUACCAGCAAUAUCAGCCAGUUAUAACUCUGAGGAAAGGCUACACCAUUCACUGGGACAAGACAGCCCCUGAAGAGCUGACCAUAUGGCUCAUCAACUUCAACAAGAACGACUGGAUCCAAGUAGGGUUUUGUUAUCCUAAAGGGUCGACAUUUUCCAUUCUCUCAGACAUCCACAAUCGUCUCUUGAAGAAAACAAUCAAAACUGGAACCUUUUAUAGGGUAUCUCAAAUGGAGAAACUGGAGUACAGAUAUCCUAGCAAAGGAUACUACUACUGGGAUGAGGACACUGGGCUGCUGUUUCUGAAACUUAAAGCUCAAAAUGAAAAGGAGAAAUUUGCUUUCUGCUCUGUCAAAGGCUGUGAACGAAUAAGGAUCAAAGCUAUGAUUCCAAAGACUGCUGGAGUCAGUGACUGUCAAGCCAUGGCUUACCCCAAGUACAUUGAGACGCCUGUAGUAGAAGUGCCAAUGCCUAAGAAGCUAUCUACUGUACAGCUGAAAACAAAGGACCACCUACUAGAAGUGAAAAUAGAAACUUAUAAGAAACAAUACUUCCACCUGAAGGAUGACUAUGCAUACAUCGAGGUUGAUGGUGUAAGGUAUUUCCUCACCGAAGAGGGUAUUCAGCUGAUAGUGAUCGAUGGACAUCAUGGGAAAGUAGUUGAUCGAGUAACAUUCAAAAACUCAAUUCUGCAAGGAAUCCCAGCGCAGAUAGAAAACUAUGUCAACAACAUCAGAAAUCACUCUAUAGUGCUGGUGACAUCUAAAGGAAGAUUCAUUUCAAGAGGACCAUGGACUAAAGUACUGGAGAAACUUGGAGCUGAAAAAGGUUUUAGUUUAAAAGAAAAAAUGGCUUUUGUUGGAUUCAAAGGCAGCUUCCGUCCUGUCUGGGUGAAGCUGGUCACUAAUGAGGACUCAGCUAAAAUCUACCAAGCACUGCCAAUUCCUGUGGUGAAGAAAAUGAAGUUAUGAGGACGCAAAGCUUUGCCUUCUUCUGGCUGCCAGCACUGCCCCACUGGGAUGGACUACUGACUGUUCAUGACAGGCACAUUACAGUGUGCUCCAGAAGCAUAGCGUUUUGUUGUUGUCGUUGUUCAAAAAAAGAAAUCUUACUGUAAGUAGCUAAAGUGGCCGCAUGUGAUGGAAACGCAUUCCUCUGUGAUCAGCGCGUGUUCUGUGAUCGUCGGCACUUCGCCAGUUGACUUCCAUUGAUGUUGACGCUCAUGUUACUAAGCAAGGUUUGACCUGAUCUGCAAGCUGCUGGUUUUAUCAGCACGCCUAUGGCGUGUUUUCUCUGGAAAGGUGAGAUCUAGGGCUAAAGGCCACUGAGGAUUGUUGUUUGUACCAACCUCUAACUUGUCCAAACACUCUUCUUUCCCCCUGGAGUAACCAGCCAACUCAAAGCCUUGAAAAUCUAAGGUAAAAAGUGUGGAUUUGAAUGACUACUUAGAUGCUGCGAAAUGUAACUGGACAGCAAGACUGUACCUUAAAUUUUCUGUGACAACUUAUCAAGCUCUUUGGGAUCUGUGUUGUACAUACUUGGCACAUAGUUGGGGAAGAGAGAGGAGAGGAGUUAAGCAAGUAUACAAGAAGAGACUGAUGCAACCACAUCUUUCUGCUUGUUCAGAAAACCGUGGUUCUCCUGUACCUUCAGGUCUUUUAAUAGUGGUUUCUCAAAUGGGAGGUUUUCCUUCAACAGCAGCCAUAGUCUAGAAGGAAAGACCUGUCAGUCAGCACCAACACUUCCAGCCCUUUCUCUUCAGUCUGACCAUAUAUAUAUUCAGGACCAAUCUAGGAGGUGUAUGGUAGACAGUCAAAAAGGACAUCCUGUUCAAGAUUUCCAGUUCUCAGCUGGGAAUACUGAGACUUGUGUUUCUCAGCUACAAAUGGGUUGAGCAGCACUUAGCUUUCCAGAUUGGGUCAGUCUCUUGGGUGUUGCUUUCCAGCCAAGUCUUUGGCCUUUGGGCCAUGAGUAUCUUGACCUCCUGGAAGAGUUAUGUGAGUGGAAGGUGGCAGAGGUAGAAGUCUUUGAGGUCUUACCAGAUAGCUGAAGAAUUAGACUGGGAAUCCCCAUAUGCUAGUUGGAUGUUGUGUACCUGCUUCCCCCUUCCUUCAAAGCAUUAGGCUGGUAAUAAAGGCAGAUCAGUGAGAGUCAGGACUCCUGCACAGACAUUUCCUGAAGGUGGGAAUAUAAGCAUUAUCUUGUAAAAUACUUUAAGCACUUCUGAUGUUCAGUGAUGUUUCUGUUUGUUGCUCAGAAAUGCCAUGAAAGCGUAUGCAGAGGCAGUGGCUGUUAUAAAGAGGUUUAAGAGAGAAGUUUUAAAAGUAAAUAUGAAAGUCAAUUUUCCCAAUACCUGGGUUUCUUUCCCCUCUUUGUCUCUCCCUGUCCAUAUUACUACAGAAAUUAUUCUGACUGCUGAUAAUUACUUCAUUUUGCUCUGUUUUAAUUAGAACUCCAGUAACUAAAUUGUUCCCCCCCCCUCCCCCACUUUCCAAAAUACUGUCCUUUAGCUAGAAUGAAAGAGCAAUGAUGCGCUGCAGGUCAUCCCACAACAGGGCUGAUGCUGAACUCUGUCAGCCCUGUCCCUCCUUUUUAGAUCAAUAUCUCUGAAAGGAAAAACAAUUGUGAGAAAAAGUCAGAUAGCACUGUAGGCUAUAUUUCCUUCCAGCCUCUCCUGGGUUUUGAAACUGGAAAUGUUCUUUUCAAGCUUAUAUCCAAGCUUUCCCUUUUUCUUCCCUUGCUUCUCAACAAGAGCCUUUUAAUGAAGGAGCAGCACAGUUGUUUUUGGGUUUGGAGCAUUUGCACUGUUUCUGGAAUGGAUGGACAAGUUAGGUGGUGGUGGUGGGUUUUUUUUUUCUUACGAAGGUUUGGGGAAUUUCACCAUCAAAGCACAAACUCUUCCUUGGAAAGGUCCCUUUUUAGUUCAGCCAAACAUCACUUACCUGACAUUCUCUGAUAGGUGAAACAGAAUCAGAUCCCUGAAAUUGAGAAAUACACUGAAAAAAUGUCCCUGAGUGUGUCAGGCUGGUUUAUCUACACAUCUUCAUUCCUAUAAUUGCACCUGUACCAGUGGAGUACACGUGCUUCCAUGAGAUGGACCAAAGUGUGAGCAUUUCUUUCAUGAGCACUUGACAUGGGCAGGAAAGCAAGGUUCAGAAUGUACCUGGUUUGGGAUCUGGUUUUCCACACCCCACUCUGUGAAGCACUUCUUCCCUGGUUGCUGGAGGCUCCCUAUAACUAUACAUGUGCAGAUGCCCAAAGGACCGUGCCCUAGGCUGGCUUCCUCUGCAUUUGUGCUAGAGUUGUAGCUUCUGAUUUUACAAUUUUUGGAAUUCUCAGGGUGAAAUCACAAGACUUGGCUCUAGGAAAACUUCUUCCUAAGAAAAUCUUGUCUUAUUAAGAGAAAAACACUUUAAGUAGCUCAUUCUGUCAUGUAAAGCUUGUCACCUGGGGCCUGUUUGGAGCUAGGGCUGGGUCUCAUGCUGUGAAUACUUAGGACAGGAUCACUGCAGUCUGUAAGCCUGAGGGAUAAUGGAGCAUCAUAGCAGUGUACCGGGGCAGACACUCCUGUGAAAUGCAAAGGACUCCCACUGACGUGAAUUGGAUGAAGUCAGUGGGUUACUCUGAAGUCACAGCUUAGCCUGAUGCCAUCACCAGUCAGCAAUAGUUUUGUGCCAUAUGACUCCUUUUUAAUCUUUAACUGUUGUAGAAAUUGCACGUGCACAUUUUGACUAGUGAAUUAACUGGCUGCUUGUACUUUGUAUGUCCAUUUAACGAUCCCUGCACCAGCUGCAAUGAUCCUCUUUAUAAGGUUUUAUUACUGCAAACGUUCCCAUCUCUGCCUACCCAGUUGCUGUUGUCAGAGUGAUUUUUUGAUUGUUUUUUUGUUCAGAUGCUUGUUUGGUUGGAUGUUUGGGUUUUUUUUUUUUGUUGUUUUGUUUUUGCAUUCUGUUCAAAUGCUUGUUGUACCUGUCGCCGAAAUAGCUGGUCCUUUUUCGGGUUAGAUGUAUAGUGUUUUGUACAUUUUCUUAGAGACUUUCCAAUGAAAAAGAUAUAUUUUCUAUUUAUUUAUUACAAUGGCACUAAGACAACUAAAUUGCAGACAUACGAAGCAUCUUUACUGGAGUUUAGCAUUGGCUAGGUUGUUAAGGAGGUCGGCAAUAUGGCUUUUCUGAUAAUCUGCUUUGCACUUGAAAGCUCUCUAUGUCCGCAGAAUGUGGUAAUGAAUUGACUGUCUGUUUUGUGGUGACAAGAGCUGUCGGGACAUUCGUUCCAAAAGAUUGUGGCUUACAACUGAAAUAACAUGUAGUUGUUUGGAGUACACAACGUUUAUCAAAAUAAAUAUUCAAUGCCAGUUUCUCAUUUUA